This is a messenger RNA of Candoia aspera, 2183 nucleotides long. RefSeq names its product thymidine phosphorylase (gene TYMP). The coding region runs from base 341 to 1804 and encodes 487 amino acids. The record is from RefSeq and is a predicted model, not a curated record. The transcript has 11 exons. Gene Ontology annotation, cellular component: cytosol. Gene Ontology annotation, biological process: pyrimidine nucleoside metabolic process; pyrimidine nucleobase metabolic process. Lineage: Eukaryota; Metazoa; Chordata; Lepidosauria; Squamata; Candoiidae. Gene Ontology annotation, molecular function: pyrimidine-nucleoside phosphorylase activity; 1,4-alpha-oligoglucan phosphorylase activity.
GCCUCGCUUGCAGCGCAAGACGCCUCGCCCUCCAAAAAACGCCUCCAGCCAACUUUUGGUUCCCCUUUGCUAAAAGCAGAGCUGUUCACAAUCUCUGGGCUCCGCAGCCACCCGCUCGUUCUUUUUCUGGGUGUGCCAGGAUCCUGCCCAACCUUGCCCCUGGUUCACAGUUUGAGCUCAACCCCCUCCUGAGCCUCUGCCUGGGCCAACUUCGCGCCCCCCCCCUCCCUCUGCCACGGUGACAAGGAUCGGGACUGCUCCGGUAGGAGUUUCGGACGGGUGUCUCCUGGCCUGUCUGUCCAUCCAUCCGUCCAAGGGAGGACCUUGGUGCUGACGGGUGAUGUCUUCCUCAAGAGCUCCCAGCCAUCCAGCAUCCAGCCCCAACGCCUCGGAGGAAGGAGGCCAAGCCAACAUCCCAGAAAUUAUCCGGAAGAAGCGGGAUGGCGAGAAGCUGCAGCCGGAGGAAAUCCGUUACUUUGUGCAAGCUCUCGGCACGGGCAGCUUUCAGGAGGGGCAAAUCGGGGCCCUGCUGAUGGCCAUUCGGCUGCGAGGCAUGGAGGCCGACGAGACGCUGGCGCUGACCCGCGAAAUGGCCGCCUCGGGGAGGACCCUGGCGUGGCCCGAGCAGUGGCGAAGGCUGCUGGUGGACAAGCACUCCACGGGGGGCGUGGGAGACAAAGUCAGCCUGCCCCUGGCCCCGGCUUUGGCUGCCUGCGGCUGCAAGGUGCCCAUGAUCAGUGGCCGGGGCCUGGCCCACACAGGGGGCACACUGGACAAGCUGGAGUCUGUGCCAGGCUUCAAGGUUUCCCAGAGCCCAGAGCAGAUGAAAGAGAUCCUGGAAAAGGUCGGCUGCUGCAUUGUGGAACAGAGCAAGAAGCUGGUCCCAGCCGACAAAGUCCUCUAUGCCCUGAGAGACGUCACGGCCACUGUGGACAGCAUGCCCCUCAUAAUAAGUUCCAUCCUGAGUAAGAAGAUGGUGGAAAGCCUCUCUGCUCUGGUGCUGGAUGUAAAGUUUGGCAGCGCCGCCCUGUACCACACCCUGGAGAGUGCCCAGCAGUUUGCACAAAAUCUGGUGUCCGUCGGAAACCAGCUUGGGAUGAAAACAGCGGCAGUUCUGACCAGGAUGGAUGAGCCCUUGGGCUGUCGGGUGGGCAACUCCUUGGAAGUCCUCGAAGCCUUGCAGUGCCUGGAAGGAGGAGGCCCCGGGGACCUCCGUGAGCUGGUGAUCACGCUAGGAGGCAUCUUGCUGUGGCAGAGUGGGCGGGCUGACUCCGUGCCCGCCGGGGCCACCCAGAUCGGCCAAGUCCUGGACAAUGGCACCGCGCUGCGCACCUUCCAGGCCAUGCUACAGGCUCAAGGGGUGGAGCCCGAGCUGGCCCGAGCCCUGUGCCAGGGGACGGAGGAGCAGCGCCUGCAAGUGCUGAAGCCAGCUGGCACCCAAGAGGAGCUGCGGGCUCUGCGGGACGGGACCGUGCAGCAAAUCCUGGCCUUGCCCAUCGCGCAGGUGCUACACAGUUUGGGAGCUGGCCGGACCCAGGAGGGGCAGCAGAUCAACCACCGGGUGGGCGCGGAGCUGCUGGUCACCAUGGGGCAGCAAGUGAGGAAAGGAACUCCAUGGAUCCGCAUCCAUUACGAAACCCCCCAGCUGAGCAACCCCCACCGAGGCACCUUGCAGAAGGCCCUGAUUCUGGGGGACGCGGAGCCCAUCGCCCCCAGCUCAAAGGUGGUGAAGAUGCUUCUUUCUGCUGAAGAGUCAGCAGCGACUGGAUCACAGGGAGAGAGAGGAGGGAUCCCUGAGAAAUAGCAGGCCCUGGAUCAACGAGCAGAAAGACCCUGGUGGCAGCAACUCGUGGGGCCCCAGUCUUGGACCAAGUGUCUCUUACAGGACCCCCAUUAGCCAGGAUCAGAAAAGGUGGUUUCUGCAAGAGGCAGCUCACAAAAGAUUUCCAUGGUCUCCCUCGGAAGGGUGGACGGGUGGGAUAGACCUGAAGGGCCAGGUUGGGGAGAUAUCAUCCUGGAGAAGAUCUAUCUAUAUGGUCAUUAAGAGAUGACCCUAACUUGAUGCCCCCAUCCUCAUCAGUCAGUUGUGUAUAUUGCAGGAAGAUUGAAACCUGUUAGCGGUCCUUCAGCACCAACUCAUUUGUGUCAAUAAAUGCUACCAUCCUGUGAUUACCACCAUCAAA